AUGCCCGCCAUCCUCUCGUCGGCCCUGUCGCUACCGCCAGCGACCCGCGCCCUCACCCUGACGCUCGUCGCCGGGUCCCUCCUCUUCCUCCUCCUGCGCCUCUCGGUCACGCCGCACGACCUCAAGAGCAUCUUUGGCGCCACGGGCGACGUGUCGCUCGUCUUCCCCUGGCUCGUCUUGGUCCCGGGCAAGGUCUACCGCGCACCGUGGACCUUGCUCACCUCGGCCUUUUUCCUCCUGUCGGCCCUCACCCUCCCUCUCGCGGCACGGUACCUCGAGCGCGUCUGGGGCGCAGUCGAGGUCCUCAAGUUUGUCGUCGUCACCAUCGUCGCCUCCAACAUCAUCACGUGCGUCGUGUCGGUCGUCGAGGCCAUCGUCCUCGGCAACAAGGAGCUCUUCCUCUAUGGCACGAGCUACCACGGCCUGAUGGCGCUCCAGGUCGGCUUCCUCGUCGCCUUCACGCAGCUCAUCCCCGAGCACCAGGUCCAGAUCUUUGGCGGCCUCGCCAAGGUCCGCGUCAAGUCGCUCCCGAUGCUCUACGUCACCUUCUCCAACAUUGCCUGCGUCCUCGGCUACAUCUCGCCCUACAUCCUCAUCCAGUUUGGGUGGCUCGCCGCUUGGUUCUACCUGCGCUUCUUCAAGUACAACGAGGGCGUCGACUUCCGCGGCGACCGCAGCGAGACGUUCGCGUUCCACAACUGGUUCCCGCCCUUUAUCCAGAAGUACGUCCAGGCGGCGGCCGGCUUUGCGUUCUCGCUCGCCGUCAAGUUCCACGUCCUCCCCGCGUGGGGGCUCGACCCCGAGUCGGGCGUGCCCGGCUCUGGCUCGGGCUACACGCAGGUCCCGGGCGGGCAGCGCGCCGAGGCCGAGCGUCGCCGGCAGCUCGCGCUCGAGGCGCUCGACCGCCGCAUGCAGGCCCCGUCGUCGUCGUCGGCCAACGGCGCGGCGUCGACGGGCCUCGAGCCCCAGGCGCAGGGUGCGCCCAUGGCGUCGCCGGCGCUCAGCAUGGCGGGCAGUGUCGGCGGCGGGGCGCCGAGCCCGGGCUUGGCCAAGGGCGGCGCGGCGCUCGUCGGGGAGGACAAGUAG
Molecule: messenger RNA, 1086 nt
Organism: Rhodotorula graminis WP1
Lineage: Eukaryota; Fungi; Basidiomycota; Microbotryomycetes; Sporidiobolales; Sporidiobolaceae
Exons: 5
Coding region: 1-1086 (361 amino acids)
Biological process (GO): retrograde vesicle-mediated transport, Golgi to endoplasmic reticulum
Cellular component (GO): Golgi apparatus; membrane
Source: RefSeq, a predicted model, not a curated record